Messenger RNA from Penicillium samsonianum, 1530 nucleotides. Its product is annotated as cytochrome P450. The record is from RefSeq and is a predicted model, not a curated record. The coding region runs from base 1 to 1530 and encodes 509 amino acids. Lineage: Eukaryota; Fungi; Ascomycota; Eurotiomycetes; Eurotiales; Aspergillaceae. The transcript has 2 exons. Gene Ontology annotation, molecular function: heme binding; oxidoreductase activity, acting on paired donors, with incorporation or reduction of molecular oxygen; monooxygenase activity.
AUGAAUCCUUUCACUCCAACUGUGGUGGUCGUCUUAGCGGUCGUUGUUUACUCAACUGCGCUUGGUAUAUACCGGCUGUUGUUAAGUCCUCUCGCACGAUUUCCAGGACCCAAGUUGACCGCUCUCACUGGAUGGUAUGAAACUUAUAAGGAUGUUUUUCAAGGAGGGCAAUUCAUCUUCGAAAUAGAGAAGUGGCAUCAGCAAUAUGGCCCUAUCAUUCGCAUCAAUCCUUGGGAGGUGCACAUUGCGGACGCCGAAUUCUAUCAGACCCUUUAUUCGAACAAAUCACGUUACAGUAAGCCCAAGGCUUGGAAGUAUCGCUUUGGGCUUCCUCUGUCCACAUUUGACGUGAUUGAACAUGACCAUCACCGUCGACGUCGCCAAGCCGUCUCUCCGUUUUUCAGUCGUCAACGAGUAUUCAAAUACCUUCCAUAUGUACAAGAACGCGUGGACCAAAUGUGCAAACGUCUGGAAAUGGAAUAUGCGGGAAAAUAUCUUCCAGUAUCUCUUGAUGAUGCUUAUGCGGCUCUCACAUCCGAUGUUAUCAACUAUUAUAGCUUCGGGGUGUCCUACAAUUUCCUAGAUUAUCCCGACUUUCAGACACCAUUCACCACAUCAAUUCGCAAACUUGCCCGAAGCCUUCAUCUCUCUGGUCACUUCCCAUGGUUCCUGGCCCUCAUGCAAUCAUUACCACCCUCUGUCGUUGCCAUCCUCAACCCAGACAUGAAGCCUGUCUUUGAUUUCCACGGCGAGAUUAGAGUUCAGAUCCAGCGCUUAAUGGCGGAUAAAGACACAAAGACCAAGUCGGACAAUCACCGCACAAUAUUCACUGAACUUCUCCAUUCGAAGUUUCUACAAAAUGAAGAGAAAUCUCUCGACCUCCUUCAGCAAGAAGCAGCUAGUCUUACCGGAGCUGGGAUUGAGACUACCAAAACCGCUCUGGCUAUGGCGACCUUCCAUAUUCUGAACAAUCGAGCGAUUUACCAGCGGCUACGGGCUGAGCUUCGCGAUGCGAUGCCAGACCCUGUAGGCUCCCCGCUAUCUCUCUCGCGACUGGAAAAGUUGCCUUAUCUCCACGCAGUAGUCCAAGAAGCUCUCCGCUUGUCGUUUGGUAUCUCCCAGCGCCUUGUGAGAAUUGAUCCUUACUUCCCAAUAAAGUAUGGAAAGUAUGUUAUCCCUCCAGGCGUCCCAUUCAGCAUGACAUCCUAUUUGCAGCACCGCGACUGCAACAUAUUCCCAGAUCCGGAUGAAUUCCGACCAGGAAGAUGGCUAGGACAAGAUGACGGUGGGGCAGAAAGUGACCAACAUCGAGGACUUUCAAAAAACCUCGUGCCUUUCGGAAGUGGACCCCGCAUGUGUCUUGGGAUGAACCUGGCUAAUGCCGAGAUGUAUUUGGCCUUGGCUCAUGUUUUUCGUCGGCUCGAUUUGGAACUUUUCGAGACUAAAAGGAAUGCGGUUGAUAUGGAUGCCGACUAUUUCAUUCCGGUGGCUAAAGCCGGAACUAAAGGGGUUCGUGUUUUGGUCAAGUGA